UCCUGAACAGCGUGAUGGCCCGAAGGUUUUUCAAUUUCUUUUAAGUUCCAUCUCUCCUUAACUUUUUAGUCUUUAUCAUGCAUGGAAAAAAUAAUCAAACUUUUCCUUCCGAAAAUUACCAAAAACGAUUAUUUGAAGAUUGCAUCCAAUGUUUAACAAAGGAAAUGCUACUCUUGCAUGCACAGCGAUAUUGAAUGGACAUAUGAUAAUCCAUUUGGAAGGCCUGCUGAAGGAAUUAAAAGAGUUAUGAUUCGUUUUGUGUAUUAUUCAUAGCUCUGAAAGUUUCUGUCCCCCCUAAGUCCCUGUAAACCAAUGUCUAAAGCUUCAGCCAUAAAUUUUUUGUCUAGUACAUCAAAUGCCAAAAAAACUUAUAAUUGAUAGGUAGAGUUAAGUGAAUGGCUUAGUAUUUGGUUUUAGAGUUUAUACUGAGUCAUUUCAACAUACCUGUGUCUUAACACUGAAGCAAUGAAUCAGCCAGCCAUUUGACUCACAAUCAGUCUGAGUUUUUGUCGAAUUGAAAGGAGCGUACAAAAAUUCAUUUUCUCCCUUGAAAGUGAUGCUCGGGCUAUUUGUAACAGUAAAUUACAAAAAGUGCUGAAAAAAAAAAAAUCACAUAAUAACGAAAUUGCAAACUUUUUUAGGAAGUUCCGAACAUGACUAUUGAAUGACUUGUUUGGAAAACUGCUAAAACUUUCUUGGAAACUAAAAACACUUGGUUGUAACAAACAUUGUUCUUUGAAUGAAAAGCCUUUUGGAGUUUUGGAGGAUGUUCAUUUGAUACCAAAAAAAAGGAACAGGCGAACCUUGCUGUUUUGUGAUUUGAGAUUCCGAAGUUGAAUUUUUAACUUCCAUGUUGAGUCGUUCUUGUAUCAAGGCAUUCAAAUAAGUUCAGCGUAGUAAGGAUAUGAAGCUGCGUCAAGAAACGGCAUGAAAAAGAAUAAUUUAAAGUAUGCAUCAUUAAUUUAUUACUUGUCAGUUCUACUAGCUGUGUAUCAGCGGUAAGAUUACAAAAACACUUAUCUUGAUUACAAUGCUCCAAAAUUUGUUUCUGCUUAGUGAAGUAACAUUUUGCUGAAAGGAGGUUUCUUCUUUUUUGUAAGCAUUAGUAUUUUCCUCCUUUCAUUUGCUGUGAGUUCAUCAUUAUCGCUCUGUAAUCCAGGACUUCAGGCAGAAAGUAUUUAUAGUCUACCAUUGCAAAGUUUGCCUAUCCGGUGGCAGUCCAUGUCUCCAGGGCAAACAUCAACCUAAGACUUCUGAGCUUAUUGUUAUCAUAUUUUUGUUAUAGAUAAUGUAGAAUCAGUGCCAAAGAAACAGUUGGGUCCUUCCCUUGGUAUGAAAAAAUCAUCUAGUUUGGAAUCCCUGCAAACCAUGGUUCAUGGAAUUCAAAUGGCUGAAGAUGGUGAGGUUUAUCAUCGAACUGGUCAAGGCUCAGUGCGGGUAAUUCGAGGUCGUGGCUGCAAUGAAAGUUUUCGUGCAGCUGUUGAUCGUAGCUAUGACACGCCUUUUUCGCUUCCCCAUGAACUUCAAAUGGAUAUUCUUGCAGAAGAUGAGAGAGAAUCACAUGCUUCACUGGAAUUCAACAGGAUGAAACAGAACUCUGGUAAAAAGAAAGCAGGUCUUCUCAAAGGAAUAGGAUCAAUGUUCAG
Messenger RNA from Bemisia tabaci, 1646 nucleotides. Lineage: Eukaryota; Metazoa; Arthropoda; Insecta; Hemiptera; Aleyrodidae. The record is from RefSeq and is a predicted model, not a curated record.